AUGAAUAUUCUGCGAGUAGCAUGUCGCUCCUUUCACUGCUUGCGCUGCGGUUCACUGCUCAAUGAGAAUAAAGGAUGGUCGUCCAAGAAAAUUAUUAAACUGAUCAAUAAAUCGAGUUUAUCUAACAAAGAAUUUACAGGAAAAGUACGAGAUAAUGUUAAAGAGAUUCCUGAGUGGAAAAAACAGAAAAUGGCUAUAAGAAAAAAGUUGCAAGGCCAAAGAUGGAACCCAUCGAAAAAGAUAUCUCAAGAACAGAUGGAGGCUUUAAGACUAUUAAAAUUCAACUUCCCGGAACUGACAGCAUCCGAUCUUGCAGACCGAUUCAAGAUAUCUCCUGAGGCUGUUAGAAGAAUUUUGAGAUCUAACUGGAAGCGUACUGAUGAGGAAAAUAAUGACGCUCACGAAAGAUGGAAAAGAAGAGGAUUACGAAUAAAAGAAAUGUAUCAAAAAAACGAGAAUAUGGAUCAUGUAGCCAACCAAAUUGUGACUGGCAGAAAGCUCAUACUCGGGUCCAACACAAAUUCAUCUGAACUAAUAGCGAAGAGUGUCCGCACUUUUAAACCUUUCAAGCACAAUAAUGGUAUAUCUGAAAAGAAAAGCACGAACAAACUGUACAUUUUAAAGCAUCUGUCCCCAAAAAAAUAA
Messenger RNA from Saccharomyces mikatae IFO 1815, 645 nucleotides. It is a transcript of the gene RRG9, whose product is annotated as mitochondrial ribosome assembly protein RRG9. The coding region runs from base 1 to 645 and encodes 214 amino acids. NCBI's taxonomy places the organism in Eukaryota, Fungi, Ascomycota, Saccharomycetes, Saccharomycetales, Saccharomycetaceae. Gene Ontology annotation, cellular component: nucleus. The transcript has a single exon. The record is from RefSeq and is a predicted model, not a curated record.